AUGGAAGUCGUCGGGAAUGAACUGCUUGCGCUAAACGAUCUCCUUACGGGGAGUCAGGACGCUGAAAACGACUAUGAAGAGGUAGGAUCACUUCCUGUUGCGUGCGAUGUGACGCGCCCUAUCGGCCAGAUCCGCCAAGAAGACCCCAAGGCGAUCUGGUCGAUGCAUGAAGUCCCAAGCGACGACGAAGACGACGACGCCUUCGAGACUCGAUCUCGACCCAAGUUCGAGGUCCUGUACAAGCAGAGCGUGAUGACGGAGGACGUUUUCCUCGGACUCAGCGACAAGGACCCGUCGUCGGCCCACUGCGAGGCCAUGGUGGUGCGUGUGGAAUGCCCCGGCCACCGACUCGAAGACAUUGAACUCGACGUGAAGCGGCAGAAGCUGCUGCUACUGAGCUCCACCCUGAAGCUGGUGCUGCAUCUGCCGUUCCCCGUCCGCCACCUCGAAGGCCAAGCCAAAUGGGCCCACAAGACCCACUCCCUCUCCGUCUCGCUACCCAUUAUCCGGGACGAAUGGUGA
Molecule: messenger RNA, 522 nt
Organism: Phytophthora sojae
Lineage: Eukaryota; Oomycota; Peronosporomycetes; Peronosporales; Peronosporaceae
Exons: 4
Coding region: 1-522 (173 amino acids)
Biological process (GO): axonemal dynein complex assembly
Cellular component (GO): cytoplasm
Molecular function (GO): protein-folding chaperone binding; dynein intermediate chain binding
Source: RefSeq, a predicted model, not a curated record